Molecule: messenger RNA, 1268 nt
Organism: Gastrolobium bilobum
Lineage: Eukaryota; Viridiplantae; Streptophyta; Magnoliopsida; Fabales; Fabaceae
Product: jasmonate-induced oxygenase 1-like
Exons: 3
Coding region: 111-1193 (360 amino acids)
Source: RefSeq, a predicted model, not a curated record
AUUCCCACCACACCAAGUGUAUCAUAGUUUACUAUUUAUUGAUACAUGAAGUGUGUAUCUCCUACCUUGUAAAAAGCAAGCCCACCAAUCAACUAGAAGCAGUAGCAACAAUGUCCAAUAACCAACCAGAAUGGCCUGAACCAAUAAUCAGGGUUCAAUCUUUGUCCAAAAGUUGCAAAGAUUCAAUCCCUGAAAGGUAUAUCAAGCCCUCUACUGAUAGGCCAUCAAUAAGCUCUUCUUCUUGUGAUGAUGUUGAUGCCAAUAUCCCAAUCAUAGACCUCGGAGGUCUAUAUGGUGACCAAGAUACCCAAGCCUCAAUCCUUAAGCAAAUCUCAGACGCUUGCAAUGAGUGGGGUUUCUUCCAAAUCAUAAACCAUGGUGUUAGCCCUGAUUUGAUGGACAAGGCUAGGGAAACAUGGCGUCAAUUUUUUCACUUGCCUAUGGAGGUGAAGCAGCAAUAUGCAAACUCACCAAAAACUUAUGAAGGGUAUGGUAGCAGGCUUGGAGUUGAGAAAGGUGCUAUUCUUGAUUGGAGUGAUUAUUACUAUCUUCACUACCUUCCCUUAUCACUUAAGGACUACAACAAAUGGCCAGCUAUGCCUCCUUCUUGCAGGGAAGUGUUUGAUGAGUAUGGGAGAGAGUUGGUGAAGCUUGGUGGGAGGUUGAUGAAGGUUCUUUCAAUAAACCUUGGAUUGGAAGAGGGGUUUCUUCAAAAAGCUUUUGGGGGUGAGGAUAUUGGGUCGUGUCUAAGAGUGAAUUUUUAUCCAAAGUGUCCAAGGCCAGAGCUGACACUGGGUUUGUCAUCACACUCAGACCCAGGAGGUAUGACUAUGUUGCUUCCAGAUAACCAAGUACCUGGUCUUCAAGUCCGAAAAUGUGAUAAUUGGAUUACUGUGAAGCCUGCUCGCCAUGCCUUCAUUGUCAAUAUUGGUGAUCAAAUUCAGGUUCUAAGCAAUGCAAUCUACAAGAGUGUGGAGCACAGAGUGAUAGUAAAUUCAGAUAAAGAAAGAGUUUCCCUGGCCUUCUUCUACAACCCCAAAAGUGAUAUACCCAUAGAACCAAUAAAAGAGUUGGUAACACCGUGCAGGCCAGCACUCUACCCGACAAUGACCUUCGAUGAAUACAGGCUCUUCAUUAGAAUGAGAGGACCUCGUGGCAAAUCUCAAGUUGAAUCUUUAAAAUCUCCAAGAUGAUAAAUGUUCAAGGGCAUUCAUUGCUUACAUUGCAAUAACUCCAUUUCGAACAGUAUCUAUCGUUGAUAUAUAUAG